Messenger RNA from Propithecus coquereli (Coquerel's sifaka), 369 nucleotides. RefSeq names its product cancer susceptibility candidate 10. NCBI's taxonomy places the organism in Eukaryota, Metazoa, Chordata, Mammalia, Primates, Indriidae. The record is from RefSeq and is a predicted model, not a curated record.
AUGCCUGCCUCUCCCGCCCUCUUCCCGGAGGCCUCGGAGAUGGCCGAGAAGAGGAAGGAGGCGGCGUGCAGACUCGUCCCCACCCCCUCCGGGGACCCAGCCCGGGGAGCUGGAAGGCCCGCGGCGCGCGGCGGCGCGGGCGGAACCGCGGGGCAGCAGCGCCCCCUGCAGGUGCCGGGCGCCUCCGCGACCCGACUCUUAAGGUGGAACCCGCCGGGUCCCCCAACCCGCGCGCGGCCCGCGCGGCCCCGCUGCCCCGAGCGGCCGGAGUCCGCUGAUCCCUGCGGCUAUUUCCUGGAUCCCUCGGCCCCACUACUGCAGGACGUCGUCCGCGGACGCCCCGCUAGCGACUUCGACAGUCGAGACUGA